GGUAGCAACUCAGUAGCUAGGAGAUCUAAUUAUUUGUUAAAUCAAAGCUAUCAAAGUAUAAUCAUAGCAUUUGGUAGAAUUUUUAAUUACCACUUUUUCUUUUCUUUUGAUCAUAAUUUUUAAUUUAUCAUGUCUAUCGUAAAAAUAAUUCAGCACGACGAAGUGAUUUAUACAAUAUUGGAUAAACCUCCCCCAGAACCACCUAAAACCCCAAGGUACGAAUCGCAAUUGGAGAAACAACUUAAAGAGAUGAAGAUACCGCAAUUGCGGCGAACUUUUGGAUAUGCAGAGACUCCAGUGAAAGGACCUGAGCAAUUUCUAAAGAAAGGUGAUGGAAUCGGGCAUCCUGUCAAAAAGACUGACCACAAAUGCUAUGCUACCGGCAAUUUACCGCCAGUACCAAAGCGUCCUCCUCCUGGGAAAUUUCCUGAAAAGCCUAAAGUUAACUUCAGAGUCCUUAACAUAAAAAAGGCUAUAAAGACAAAGCCAAAACCUGUAGAGCCAAGGUUGGUUGAUACAAGGGAUGGACAUAUUAAAAAGAUACAAGGUUCUGGAGAAGUUCCAGAAUUUUGCUUAAGAAAGGACUUUGGACAAAUGCCGCGAUAUUUAGUUAAAAGAAACAGGCGCAUACAAAAGGAGCUGGACAAAAUAAGAUACGCCGAAGAGAACAAGGAGAGCCUGUGUAAGCUUAUCAACGAAGAAGAGAGACAGGCACUUCUUAAAGACUUGAAAUACAAUUGGCAGCUAUUGCAGAAAGCUUUCCUACAACUUCCAAUAUUAACAGACACUAUUCCAAAAAUACAUCGCAAGACGAAAAUGGAACAAGAGCUAAAGCAAUUAGAAAAAGAUAUUGCCUUAGUAGAAUCUAAUCCUUACAUUUAUAUAUACGAAUAGGUACCUUGUUAUUUAAUUAUCUAUAUAUCUAUAUAUCAAAACCCGGAUAUACGCGAGACACUCAAAGAGAGGACAACGCUAGUAUAGAUGGCGCGCCACCUCUCACCUUCAAUUGUGGGUCUGCUUCCAGUCAGAGGAUUGCUGAAAAAACUGAAUAAAUGGGAUCUGUUGACGGCUAGUAGUCGUUGUCAUACAGGGCAUGCACUAAGCGGGCAGAUGAUAUAAAGUGGAAAAUAUCAUAUCUCCGUAUCUAUUAGUUCUGAAAAGCUUAAGGUUAGGCUUUGUACGAGAUAUAAAUAGCCCUACCCUUUACCUUUUAUGACUCGUACUGGAGAUUUUUCCCGUUUUAAAACAUUUUCCAGCUUAGUGCGUAUGCACGCCACUCACGGCUAUGCUUUCGCUCAAGUGUUCUCCUCGCCAGGAGAGUGCGUUGCAGGAUGCUCUGAGGGUCAGAUCACACCUAAUGAAUAUUUACACCAUUAAUAUGGUGGGUGAUUGGUAAAUCCUUGAACGAGUAACUAACUCCUGAAUAUACUGAAACGCAUCUAAAUAUUUAAAGCCAAAAUUAUACUUACAUUUCAAACAAAAAAUAAAAAACAGUCGCACUUUAAAGUGACUUUUAAAAGUUGUUUAUAACCUG
This is a messenger RNA of Pararge aegeria (speckled wood butterfly), 1534 nucleotides long. RefSeq names its product enkurin. Gene Ontology annotation, molecular function: calmodulin binding. Gene Ontology annotation, cellular component: acrosomal vesicle. NCBI's taxonomy places the organism in Eukaryota, Metazoa, Arthropoda, Insecta, Lepidoptera, Nymphalidae. The coding region runs from base 130 to 894 and encodes 254 amino acids. The transcript is spliced from 4 exons. The record is from RefSeq and is a predicted model, not a curated record.